AUGUCAACUAGAAUUAGGAUGGUGCUUUUUGUGAAUCUGUUAUCUCUUCUGUUUUCAACAGCUAUAGUUCAUUCCAAUCAAAAUACAGUGCCUCUCAGAUCAUUCAAGAUAAGUGAAAAUGUAACAUAUGAUUGCAUAGAUAUUUACAAGCAACCAGGGCUCGAGCAUCCUUUGCUAAAAACCCACAAAAUUCAGAUGAAAUCAUCAAUUUCAAGACAUGAGUUAAAGCUACAAACGGGCAAAAAUGAAACAUCUACCAAAAGGAAAAUAGUAUGUCCAAAUGGAACUGUUCCUAUAUUGAGAAAUACAAAAGAAUAUGUCACAAAUUCGCAAGUGUUUGCUGAAAAACAUUUUCAUCCGUUAUCAGCCGAUAGCCCUGGAACGCAUAUUGCUGGAGUAAGAUCAUCCAUUGGUCCAUUUCGGGGUGUACAAGCUUGGUUUAGUGCAAAUGCGCUAAACGUGGGAAAGGAUCAAGUUUCGUAUAGUCAAAUAUAUAUAGGCAGCGGAUCGGAAAACCAAGUCAAUUAUAUCUCAGCGGGUUGGACUAUAAAUCCAAGUCUAUAUGGCGACCAACGUGUUUGGGCAUUUGGAUUUUGGAAGGGUAAGGAUGGGAAAGGAUGUUACAAUACCGCAUGUUCAGGGUUUGUUCAAGUAUCAAAGGUGAUUCCAAUUGUCGGGCCCAUUGAUCUUAAGCCAGGGGUCCCUGGCUGGUUUCGAUAUUUCAUUCAUCAGGAUAUAAAUACAGGAAACUGGUGGAUUACACAACUUAUGCAAAAUUCACCUGAUAUAGAUAUUGGUUACUGGCCAAAAGAAUUAUUUAACCUUUUAGAAAAUGGUGCAAAUAUGGUUGGAGUUGGUGGUGUGGUUCAGGCUUCACGUUCUGGUUCAAGCCCUCCCAUGGGUAAUGGUAAUUUUCCAAAUGGAGGCCGCCUAGAUUCAGGACUUUUUUCAAAUAUUGAAGUCUUGAAUUCUAACUAUGAGCAGCGUAAAAUGAAUUCUUUUCAUGUAGAGAAUUUGUUAGAUAGUGAGAAAUGUUAUGGGUUAAGAAUUGGUAAGGUAAAACCAUUCCAUCGUAAUUAUCUAGGUUUCUUUUUCAAUUAUGGUGGUCCGGGAGGGAAUUCAUGUGGAGUAUGACAUUUGCUAACAUAUAUACUCUUUAAAUUGGCAUUUAAUAAAAUUAUUAUAAAUUAGUAAAAUGCAAACUAUUUUAUAGUGUACUAUUCAUGUUUUGCUUUGUUCUCAAGAUUGAUGUCUCUCCCACUCCAUAUUUUACUCCAAAAUUGAAAAAAUGGAGUGGGAAAUGGAGUGAUGAACAAAAAAAUAAAAGCAUUACUCUAUAAAUGGAGUAAUCCUUUUAUUUUUUGUUCAUUACUCUAUUUCCCACUCAAUUUUCUCAAUUUUGGAGUAAAAUAUGGAGUGGAGUUGGAGAUGCCCUAAGUGCAGUUAACGUUCUAUUUGAAUGUUAGAAACCAUUGUAAAAAAUAGCUAAAUUAGUGUAGAAUCCGAACAAUUAUAACACAAACAGAAGCGUGGUUAAAAUAAAAUGCCUCAACAUUUUAAAUAAUAAUAAUAAUAAUAUACUAUUGUUACAUAGCAAUUUAAAAAAAAAACAUCAACAAACUAAACAUGCACUCUAAAGUUCUAAAUAUAAUUUUGGCUUUUCUG
Molecule: messenger RNA, 1665 nt
Organism: Brassica rapa (field mustard)
Lineage: Eukaryota; Viridiplantae; Streptophyta; Magnoliopsida; Brassicales; Brassicaceae
Source: RefSeq, a predicted model, not a curated record